Messenger RNA from Guillardia theta CCMP2712, 1776 nucleotides. RefSeq lists its product as hypothetical. Gene Ontology annotation, biological process: central nervous system development; regulation of translation at postsynapse, modulating synaptic transmission; anterograde axonal transport. Gene Ontology annotation, molecular function: mRNA 3'-UTR binding; translation regulator activity; protein homodimerization activity. NCBI's taxonomy places the organism in Eukaryota, Cryptophyceae, Pyrenomonadales, Geminigeraceae. The record is from RefSeq and is a predicted model, not a curated record. The transcript is spliced from 16 exons. Gene Ontology annotation, cellular component: axon; membrane; nucleus. Bases 1 to 1776 code for a protein of 591 amino acids.
AUGGGGAGGGCCAUCGUUGAGCCCAGUGAUCGGGCCUACUUCAUGGCAACGGUUCUAGACAUUGAAGCCGGAAACAAGCGGUAUUUGGUCAGAUACCUGGGAGAAGCCGAUCCUUGCUGGAUCGACGCCUCGAGAGUGCGAGCGGUCCCGCCGAACAUGGAUGUUCAAGAAUUUCAGAAUUGGGAUCCGCAGCCUGGAACCAUGGUUGAAGUCUACUUUGCCGACGAAGGGCAGGAAAGCUGGUGGGAAGGGCAAGUUCAGAAGAACAAAGGAGGAUUUUACUUCAUAACCUUCCCUGAUGAGGGAGACGUGGGGACCCACGAGGUGGUGGAGAAGGAAAGAAUCAGACCGUCGUAUGCUCAUACUCCGGCGAACUUGGUCAAGGGAGUUUUUCAUGUCCCCCCUGGCCUCGAGAAGGACAUGCUUCUUACGUCUGACCAUCUUCCCAAGCUUGCGAAGCUGGCUGACUUGUUCGCCCUUCACUUGUCCCCGAACGGCAAGAGUUUGAUCGGCCUGGGAUUCUCCAGAGCUGUGGAAACUGCAGAGUCCGUGAUCAACUUGCACUUCAGAAGGGUGCCACAACUUGCCGAGAUCAAUUCCAGAGCUUCGGCUCUACAAAAGAAGCUCGCCACCACUGAAGACCAGAUGAGCCGAGGAUACUCGGUAGGAUAUGGCUUCCAGCUCCCAUUCAGAGUAGAUCCGGACAAGUUGAAGAUGGUGAUCGGAGCGAAGGGUGCAAACAUUCGGAAGGCAAAGUCUCUUCCAGGUAUCCACCACAUCGAGGCUCGACCUGACGGGGUGGUCACUGUGUGGGCGGAGAAGCGAGAAGAAGCUGAAGCCGCACGUGAACUCCUUGAGAUCGUGACAGACUCUGUUGGCUUCAUGGAGAACGAGGCUGGUUUCAUCAUCGGUCGCAAAGGCGAACAAGUCCAAGAGUUGGAAGAUAUGUCAGGAUGCAGGAUACAGGUUCACAUCACAGGAGUGAGAGGUUGUGUAGCAAAGGCCAAGGCGCUUCUUAUCUACACCAUCGAGACUUAUCGUGAGCAGCGAGAGAAGGAGAGGGUGAUCGAAAACUUGUCGGACGAGCUCAGAUCCCUGGGAGUUCACUUCGGAUUCGCUCGAGACGGGCCUGGAGGACGGUAUCCACGGGGCCAGGGAGUCAGCAGAGGCACGAGACCAUCGGGAGCCCCAAUGCCGACGAGAGGAAGAGGUGGGGCAGUCAAUAACGGAGCCGGCAACGCGAAUGAGAGGAUGAAUGGUCCCGUCAUGCCGCCUGGUCCUCCCCAGAUGAUGCGAGGGGAAGCAGGACAGCAGCAGCAACCCAGACAGAAUCAGCCCCGCAUGCAGCCUGCCAAGCCUCUCCCAGCUGAAGGGCAGCAGCAGCAGAGCAGCGCCCAGGGAGUAGCGACCAACGGCUCAGGGGGGAAAGAAGAGGGAGCAGCAGACGGCAAGACAGCCGAGCAGGAGUCGCUUCCUCCCAGGCAGAGCACCGUUCAAAGGCGCCAGACCAACCAGAAGGCUCCGGCCAAGAGCCAGGAGACUGAGGGUGCAGCAGCUGCUGUGGAGAACCAUCAGAGCCAACAAUAUUCUCAGCCUGGGACUCUGGAGGAGAGCGGAGGAACAGAGGUAAACGGGUUCGGGCAUGCGGGCCAGGAAGAUGGAAGUCAGUCGUCUCUGCGGGCGAAGCUAGCAGAGCAAGGGAAAUUGCCAGAAAACGGACAGGACGAGGAGCAAGAGGACGUGGACGUGGACGAGGGAGGGGUUACCUCGGAGUGA